This is a messenger RNA of Osmia lignaria (orchard mason bee), 7018 nucleotides long. It is a transcript of the gene Top2, whose product is annotated as DNA topoisomerase 2. Gene Ontology annotation, molecular function: DNA topoisomerase type II (double strand cut, ATP-hydrolyzing) activity; ATP binding; DNA binding. Gene Ontology annotation, cellular component: nucleus. The record is from RefSeq and is a predicted model, not a curated record. Lineage: Eukaryota; Metazoa; Arthropoda; Insecta; Hymenoptera; Megachilidae. Gene Ontology annotation, biological process: sister chromatid segregation; DNA topological change; resolution of meiotic recombination intermediates.
CAAAUGGGUAUGUGUUUAUACAUAUUUAAGUUUCGAAAGAACAUGCUUACGCGAAAUUAGCGUCUUCAUCGUACUAGCCAAUUGCACGGAGGAUGUUUUCCCGCCAUAUUAGUAAAAUUCGUUUCGGUUACAUAAAGAAACAGUGCAAUACAAUGAGUAUAGCAGCAGAAAAUGGCAGAGGGGACAAUGCACAGAAGAAAAAAACCAUUGAGCGCAUAUACCAAAAGAAGUCUCAAUUGGAACAUAUUUUAUUACGACCUGAUACAUAUAUUGGUUCUGUAGAACCGGUAUGCGAAUUAAUGUGGAUUUACGAUAAAGAAAAAGAAUGCAUGAUACAAAGGGAAAUAAAAUAUGUUCCUGGAUUAUAUAAAAUAUUUGAUGAAAUUUUAGUCAAUGCAGCAGAUAAUAAACAAAGAGAUCCUAAAAUGGAUACCAUUAAAAUUGAAAUUGAUUCAACAAAUAAUAUUAUAUCUGUAUGGAAUAAUGGUAAAGGCAUUCCAGUAGUAAUUCAUAAAGAAGAAAAUAUGUAUGUUCCCACAAUGAUAUUUGGUCAUUUAUUAACAUCAUCUAAUUAUGAUGAUGAAGAAGAAAAAGUAACUGGUGGUAGAAAUGGCUAUGGUGCCAAAUUGUGUAAUAUUUUUAGUCAUCGUUUUACUAUAGAGACAGCAUCCAAGGAAUAUAAGAAAUGCUUAAAGCAGACAUGGAAUAAUAACAUGGGAAGUGCAAGUGAACCACGAAUUAAAGAUUUCUCUGGCGAAGACUUUACAAAAGUCAUAUUUUCGCCAGAUUUAUCAAAAUUCAAAAUGGAUUGUUUAGAUGAUGAUAUAAUUGCUCUGAUGUCUCGAAGAGCCUAUGAUGUAGCAGCUUCUAGCAGAGGCGUUAAAGUUUACCUUAAUGGUAUUAGAAUUCCAGUGAAAAAUUUCAGAGAUUACGUUGACUUCUACAUUAAGGGUAAAGAGGAUGAUAUUGGCAAUCCUUUGAAAAUUGCAUACGAAAGUUGUGGACCGCGCUGGGAAGUAGCUGUGACUAUAUCGGAUAAAGGGUUUCAACAAAUGUCUUUCGUAAAUAGCAUUGCAACAACAAAGGGUGGUCGGCACGUAGAUCAUGUCACGGAAUUAAUAGUGAAACAAUUGACAGAAACUUUAAAAAAGAAAAAUAAAGGCGGACUAACAAUUAAGCCAUUUCAAAUAAAAAAUCAUUUAUGGAUUUUUAUUAAUUGUCUCGUUAAUAAUCCUACGUUUGAUUCGCAAACUAAGGAAAACAUGACACUGCAAGCUAAAAGUUUUGGAUCCAAGUGCACACUCAGUGAUAAAUUUAUUACUUCUAUAGCGAAAACUGGCAUUGUAGAAGCAAUUUUAACAUGGGCAAAAUUUAAAGCAGAUAGUCAAUUGCAGAAAUUAGGACCUAAAUCGAAGCAAAGAAAAUUACAAGGGAUACCAAAAUUAGAAGAUGCUAAUGACGCUGGAACUGCUAAAUCAUUAGAUUGUACGCUUAUAUUAACCGAAGGAGAUUCGGCCAAAACUAUGGCUGUAUCUGGGCUUGCAGCUAUAGGUAGAGAUAAAUAUGGUAUAUUUCCUCUAAGAGGUAAAAUCUUAAACGUAAGGGAAGCAACGCAUAAACAAAUAUUAGAAAAUGCAGAGAUUAAUAAUCUAAUAAAAAUUCUUGGUCUUCAAUAUAAAAAGAAAUAUGAAACACGUGACGAUUUAAAAACACUGCGGUAUGGAAAAUUGAUGAUAAUGACUGAUCAGGACCAGGAUGGUUCUCAUAUCAAAGGACUAUUGAUUAAUUUUAUUCAUCAUAAUUGGCCAUCACUACUGAAAUUAAAUUUUGUAGAGGAAUUUAUUACACCUAUUGUUAAGGCAUCAAAGGGAAAUCAAGUGUUGAGUUUUUUCUCUUUACCAGAAUUUACCAAGUGGAAAUCUGAAACCGAUAAUUAUCAUACUUACAAGAUCAAAUACUACAAAGGUUUGGGUACCUCUACAGCUAAAGAGGCGAAAGAAUAUUUUGAGAACAUGGCUAGACACAGAAUUAGAUUCAGGUACGAUGGCGAUCACGAUGAUCAAAACAUAAUAAUGGCCUUUAGCAAGAAAUGCGUUGAUCAGCGUAAAGAUUGGUUAAUGAAUCACAUGGAUGAAACAAAGAGAAGAAAAGAGAUUGGCCUUGGGGAGCGUUACUUGUAUGAAAAAGAUACACGUACAGUGACGUUCUCUGAUUUCAUUAAUGUUGAAUUAGUUUUAUACAGUAAUUACGAUAAUGUUCGAUCCAUACCUAAUAUGAUUGAUGGUUUUAAACCCGGGCAAAGAAAAGUAAUUUAUACAUGUUUAAAACGUAACGACAAACGUGAAGUUAAAGUCGCCCAGCUAGCUGGUUCUGUUGCUGAACAUUCUGCAUACCAUCAUGGCGAAACCUCUCUUAUGUCAACUAUCAUAAACCUUGCGCAGAAUUUUGUAGGAAGCAACAACAUUAAUUUACUUCAACCGAUUGGUCAGUUUGGUACCAGGCUUGCAGGAGGAAAAGACGCGGCAAGUCCUCGAUACAUAUUCACAAUGCUUAGUCCACUAGCUAGACUCAUAUUCCAUAAACACGACGAUGCUUUAUUAAAGCAUGAGUAUGAUGAUAAUCAAAAAAUUGAACCCGUCUACUAUAUACCAACAAUACCAAUGGUAUUGGUGAACGGUGCUGAUGGUAUUGGCACUGGUUGGAUGACCAAAAUACCAAAUUAUAAUCCUAGAGAAAUAAUUGAAAAUUUGUUUAGAAUGAUGGACGAUGCUGAUCCAAAACCUAUGGUACCGUAUUAUAAAAAUUUUAAAGGUACUAUUGAGAGUUGCGGAGACUUUAGAUACGUUAUUAGCGGGGAAAUUUCGGUGAUCGGACCUGAUAAGGUUGAAAUUACUGAACUUCCAAUUGGUAUUUGGACGCAAGUAUACAAAGAAACUGUGUUAGAGCCCAUGUUACAUGGAUCGGAUAAAACUCCUGCGAUUAUUACCGAUUACAAGGAAUAUAAUACAGACACGUCUGUACAUUUUAUAGUAAUAUUAAACCGUGAUAAGUUAGUUGAAUUAGAAAGAGAUGGCCUUCAUAAAGCUUUUAAAUUGCAAACGACAACGACAGUUACAUCUAUGUGUGCGUUCGAUGAAAAUCAAUGCUUACAAAAGUAUGAUUCUUCCCUUCAAAUUUUAAGAAACUUUUACAAAGUAAGAAUGGAAGCGUAUCAUAAACGAAAGGCUUAUUUGGAGGGUAUACUGCAAGCAGAGGCAUCGAAACUUUCCAAUCAAGCACGAUUCAUUUUAGAAAAGUGCGAUGGUAAUUUAGUAAUAGAAAAUAAGAAGAAAAAGGAUAUGAUAGCUGAAUUAGUUACACGGGGAUACGAAUCCGACCCAAUAAUAGCUUGGAAAUUAUCACAGAAUAGAGAAGAAGUUUUAGAAGAAGUUGCUGAUAAUGCUGAAGAUGAAGGUGCUUUGUCAACCACUGCCAUAGGGCAAGAAAAUUUUGAUUAUUUAUUAGGAAUGACUUUAUGGAGUUUAACAAAGGAAAGGAAGGAUGAACUGUUACGUCAAAGGGACGAAAAAUUAGUUGAAUUGAAGAGACUGCAAGCUCGUACACCUGUCUCUUUAUGGAAAGAGGAUUUGGAUAAUUUAUUGAGCGAAUUAAAUAAAAUAGAAGAAAAAGAGCGAAAAGAUGAGCAGAAAUCGAGGCAAACAAUUAAAAAACCACCACAAAGAUUUUAUUCCUCAGACGAAAUGCGUAGAGUAGAACCUGUGAUUGACACGGAAUUGAAAAAGAAAAUUGAGAAAGCAAACAUUGUAUCCAAAGACAAAAAAGAAGGAAUUAAAAAACAGAAGAUAAAGAAAGAUGUUUCAGAAGAUAAAGAUGAACUUGAUGCAUUAGUUGAAGCAAGUGCUAAGUCUCUAGAAGACAGACUGGGUACUUCUCCUGAAAAAAUAGCUGGCAAAAAGAAAUUGAAACAGACAACAUUGUCAUUUAAGCCAAAGGCAAAGAAAGGAGACAAAAAGAAAGAGAAAGAGAAAGAGAAAGACUCUGACGAUGAGGAUGACAUUGAUUUUGGUAGUAUUUCUCCACCACCGGCACCACGUGCAUUACGUAAAACUGCAGUUAAGAAGAAAUAUAACCUGAGUAGUGAAGACAAUUCGUCCAGCGACGAUGUGAUCAGUGUUUCUUCAGAUACAGAACUGAAAACCAAACAAGCCGCAACUGUAAAUAGUGAUUCCGAUGAUAUCUUUAACAAAGUACAUAAUAAGAAACCAAGUUCAGAAGAACUAUUUGACUCCUUAGUCGGUAGUUCUCCAGAUAAACAACAAAGACCUGCUAUAACAUCUAGUGAAGAUUCCUCUAUACUAUUCUCGCCACCUAAAAAGUCUCCUGUUAAAAAGAAAGCUGAAAAUGGCGGAGGAAAAGGAGUGAAAAGACAAUUAAAAAAAAAAGUAGUUUCUUCUGAUUCGGAAUCAGAGGAUGCCACAUUUGCAAGUAAAAAAUCACCUAUAAAGAAACGAAAGAAGAAGUCUGAUUCGGAGGACGACUCCUCUACAAUAAUAGAUAAUUCUCCACCCGUAGCACCAAGAAAAACAGCUGGCCGUUCUCGUAAACCUGUUUCCUAUGCCAUUCAAUCGGAUGACGAUGAUUCCAAUUGAUCAACUUUCUAUAGUGUCCAGGAUCGAACUGCAAAAAACACAAUCUUAAGUUGAAUUACAAUGCAAAUGAUUGUUAAAAAUUUUGUGAUCGUAUUUGAUAUAAAUUUUAACAAAUUAUGCCUUAAGGAUCAUAAUCAAUAUUAAUAAUUUUGUAUAACGUUGUACAUAUAUGUAUUAGGAAAUAUGGAUAGUAUUUUAAGAAAAUGAAAUUUUACAACAACGACAAGAAAAUUCGUUGGUCACAUUACGCAUACACGUUAGCAAGUUUAAUAACACGGUCUCCUUUUCCUAUUUUAAUUUUCACGGAAUACUCCAUGUUUUGUAAUAAAAAAAAAUUAAUAAAAUAACAUAUUUUUACAUGUGUUAGAACGGUAGUUAAUACACAAUUUUUUUAACAUGUAUCAAUGUGUAAUCGUUCAGUAAAAAAAAAAAUUGUAAUAAUCCACGUAUUCAUUGGCGUAACUAGGUAGGAGCUGAAGUUGGUCUGGCCUCCCUCUAAAAAACGGGGUUGGUCCUCUUACCAUUCUAAAAUUUUGAAAUUUUGAAGUUCAGAAUUUUAAAUUAAUUUCCCGAAAGACCUGACCCACCUCAGAAAGGAACCCUAGUUACGCCAAUGUACAUAUUCAUUUCAUGUACAUACCAUGCGUAUUUCGAAUAUUUCCAAUGUAUUUAUUAGUGAUCAUGAUUUUUAUUCAUAGUAGGUAUACUCCAAAAAAAAAUAUUUGAUGUUCUGUGUACUCUAAAUAAGUAUAGAAAAGUGCAUAGAAGUACAAGAGUGUCGCGAAAAAUUUAAUUGUAUUGAAAUUUUUGCAUUUAUAAUGAAUACAAUUAUAGACAUUACAGUGCGUCAUUUACAUUCAGUUAACAAUUAUUUAUUCUUUUCCUUUUUAUGGUAUAUUCUAUUUUCAUAGUAACACAUGUACAUGUACCAGAAAUGUUUCUUUUUUUACUGUUCAUUAUAAACAUAUCUUUAAUCAAUAAAGUACUUACCAUAACGUGCAAAUAUCAUUACCUAAUACUGAAAUAAAAUAAAGCACUAUUAGUGUACGCACAACUUAACAAUGCUAAUUUGUAUACGAACUGCAUCGACACAUAUUUUUCGUGUGCUGAACAGUUUUAAUAUUCUAAUAAGAAUAACUGGUAAACUAACAACUAUUUUUUCAAAAAAGAAAAAUGAUCUUUCUGAUAAAAAAAGUAUACAUGUUCAACAUUGUAGGGAAAGCAUACACUGUUAUACGUGAUUGAUAUUUAAUUAAUAAGUUUACUAAGUUUAAAUUAUACACAAAUACGUAAAUUUAUUGCUAUAACGUUUCAUACACCAUCCUCGACGCAAUUCCUGUUGUUUAUGAGGAAGAUCGUGACUAUGCUGACACGUAGGGGCAAUAAAAAAGAUUUAUAUUAUUUAGUAAAGAUUUGUUAUUUUAAUUACUUUUGUUUUGUUCAUUCAUAAUACUUGAAACUCUACAUGUACACAUUGGCGUAACUAGGAUUUUUUGCUGGGAUGAGCCAGGUUUCUUAGAAAAUUUAAAAUUUCUAUUUCGAAACCAGAAAACUUUAAAUUUGGAAAUUUCAAAAUUCGAACCAGGAACUUGAAAUUUUUUGAAAUGUUGAAAUUUGAAUUUUGGAAUUAGGAUUUUAAAAAUUGAAUUUUAAAAUUCUGGAAUUUGUUAAUAUUAAAAAUUUUAAUGAUUUGAUAGUCAAUCACCGCUUUGGAGAAGGAGGCAACAAAAUAUGUGAGGCCAGACCCACCUUGGCCUCUACCUAGUUACGCCAAUGCAUGUACAAUUAUAUGAGCACGUAGAGCUAAAAAUAUUAUUUUUUAUCUACGGAAUGAGACCCAUACGUUUUGCUGAUCAGGUGAUAUAAUAAACUGGGGCUUUUGUGCAACAAAUUUGAUGAAAAUAAAAAAAAAAAGAAAUUAAUCUUUUAGAAAAAAAAAUUUGUUUCUGAUAUAUGCGUUUGAUAGUUUUAUUAACGAUGCAUUUUUAAGGAGUUUUCAUUAUAUACAAAUGCAAAAUUCUUUUCUAUCGCAAAACAUAUAAACAUGGCUUGGUAUAGAUUUGCUUCCUAUCGUUACAAAUAAUCUCAGACUGAGAUUUUUUUAUGCAAUAAAUGCUCGUUAAAUGAUUUCUUUCACUUCUUUUUGUCCGUAUUAAGUAAUUUAGUUACUUCGUAGAAAAAACGUUACCUUUUCUCUCAUUUAAAAGAAGUGUUUUUCGUAAAGUUUACUGGCCAAAGUAUGAUAUUACUUUUGUCCAAGAAUAGUAUGCAACUGUUCUUUUUUUUUGCAAGAAUUAAAUUAUAAUAAAUAAAACAACUAAUCAUGACUACCGCAACUGUUAAUAUUUAAACAACAAAAUUCUACGCAA